GUUAAAUGUAUGAGAAUCAGGCUGAGCAGCAGCUCGGAGAGGUCGGAGCGUUCAAUGAGCAAGUUGCCUUGCCUUGAAGAUGUGACAGGUCUAAAGGAUUUGAAGGUGUUGCAAGCCUCCCUUCAUGGGCAAUGCUGGAGCCAGCGUCUGGGCUGCUAGAGGCGUAUCUGCUCAUUUGGUUCUUCUUGCCACCUUGCUCAAAGUUCGUGGACUGUUUUCGAUCUUGAAGUUGCUUUAAGGACAAGAGUCGUUGGCAAUUUGCCUGCAAGGCGCAAGUGCCACAUUGGAAGACAGUGUGAGAGACCUGCAGUAUCCAAUCGUCAGCAAAAGUUUAUCAGCUACUGUAGUUUGCUUCUGACGGACAUUACUGGCACGCGCAACCAGUUCUCCAAGUAGGCAUGGACCACCCACACCCACUGGAGCCAUAUGACGUGACUGUGAGCAACCUCAUGAGAGAAACAAAGGUGGCUGAACUCAGGGAAUUGUUCACUGAGAUUGAUGGCCCAAUUGUUGACGUGCAAGUGAUCAACCGUGCCAAGAAUAGAUCUACAGCACGGAUAACUUUUGGAAAUGAGCGGACACGGCGAGCUGCUGUUGCCAACAUGGACAGGCUGAAGGUGCGUGGAAGAGCCAUACGCGUGGAGUACUGUGAAGCCAAUAACUGCUGCGAGGACUGCAUACAAACGGAGAGAUGGUGGACUUUGGAGUUUGAUGGAGCAUCCCGGGGCAACCCGGGGGAGGGAGGGGCGGGGGCAUUGCUGCUCUGUCCCUGUGGAGGAGUGCAUGAACGUGUGUCAGAGUAUCUAGGAGAUGACGUCACCAAUAAUCAGGCAGAGUACCACGGGCUCAUCGAGGGUCUGAAGGCGGCACAGCUACAUGGGGCGACCCACCUGGAAGUACGGGGAGACUCGGAGCUCGUCAUCAAGCAGAUGACCGCUUCGAUGGGCUGGAGUUCUAUUGGAUUCCCCGGGAAGAGAACACGGACGCCGAUCGAUUGGCCAAUGAAGCCAUUGACUCUACGUAGAGAUGCCCAUGCUUGCGAAGCUGAGCUGGUGUCACAGAGGGUUGGUUCCCGCCGAACACAUCUUCUGCAAGGCGUUAUAGAGAUCCAGUCGGAUGCUUUUGAGCGAAGGCUGUCCUCGUUGCGUCUGAAACACACAUUGUCCGCUUUCUGA
Klebsormidium nitens is the source of this 1175-nucleotide messenger RNA. The record is from the annotation of a GenBank genome assembly. Lineage: Eukaryota; Viridiplantae; Streptophyta; Klebsormidiophyceae; Klebsormidiales; Klebsormidiaceae.